Messenger RNA from Didymella exigua CBS 183.55, 3135 nucleotides. RefSeq names its product Hira-domain-containing protein. Gene Ontology annotation, biological process: regulation of DNA-templated transcription; DNA-templated transcription; chromatin remodeling. Gene Ontology annotation, cellular component: HIR complex; nucleus. The transcript is spliced from 5 exons. The record is from RefSeq and is a predicted model, not a curated record. Bases 1 to 3135 code for a protein of 1044 amino acids. Lineage: Eukaryota; Fungi; Ascomycota; Dothideomycetes; Pleosporales; Didymellaceae. Gene Ontology annotation, molecular function: nucleosome binding; protein binding.
AUGCAUCUGAUCAAGCCGCAGUGGUUGACCCACUCUGGUGAUCUGAAAGACCACGAAGUAUACAGCUGCCACGUCUCUCCCGAUGGAAAGCGCCUUGUAACCGCCGCCGGAGGUCCGUACAUUCACGAGCGCAACGGUUACGUGCGCAUCUGGUCCACCGAAGCUAUUCUGAACUCUAACAACGCCGAAUACACCAAACCGAAGCAGCUCGCUGCUGUCAGCCACCACUCAGGCACGAUCCACGCGGUGCGAUUCUCCUCAAACAACAAAUACUUGGCUUCUGGUGCAGAUGACAAGAUCGUCUGUAUCUACGCGCUAGAUCCCAAUGCGCCCACCCAUGCUGCAUUCGGCUCGAACGAAGCACCCCCUGUUGAGAAUUGGCGCGUCAUUCGCCGUCUCAUAGGGCACGAUAACGAUGUGCAGGAUAUUGGGUGGUCGGCCGACUCUUCAAUCCUAGUGUCAGUGGGCUUGGAUUCGAAAGUAGUCGUCUGGUCAGGACACUCGUUCGAGAAGCUCAAGACGCUGUCAAACCACCAGAGUCAUGUCAAAGGCAUCACUUUCGACCCCGCAAACAAAUACUUCGCGACCGCGAGCGACGACCGCACCAUCAAAGUCUACCGUUUCAACUCGCCGCCCGCGAAUGCCACCCAGCAGGAUCAAGUGAACAACUUCAUGCUCGAGCAUACCAUUACCGCGCCUUUCCAAACCUCGCCACUUACUACAUACUUCCGGCGAUGUUCUUGGUCACCAGAUGGAGCUCACAUCGCAGCUGCAAACUCGACAAAUGGACCGGUUAGCUCUGUAGCGAUCCUCGUGCGUGGAACGUGGGACGGUCAGAUCAGUUUGGUUGGACACGAAGGUCCUGUGGAGGUUGCUGCUUUCUCGCCUCGAUUGUUCUACAAAGACCCACCGAAGGAAAUCGACGGAACAGUCUACCAGCCAACAGUCACAAUUGUCGCAUGCGCCGGUCAAGAUAAAUGCCUCAGCGUCUGGAACACAAGUUAUCCCAGACCAUUCAUGAUCACCCAGGAGUUGGCUGGGAAAUCAAUAUCAGAUCUAGCCUGGGCGCCAGGGGGAGAAGUAUUAUACGCCACCAGUCUCGAUGGCAGCAUCAUGACGCUCGUCUUCGAGCCCGGUGAACUCGGUUACCCUGCAUCGCUGGACGAGAAUGAUAAAACGCUUUCAAAGUUCGGUGCGGGCCGAAGAGUUGGAAUUGUUGAAGGCACCGAUGCUCUAUUGCUGGAAGAAAGCGCGAAGAAUGGAGAGUUGAAAGGCGUGCAGGGUCGCAUGGGAGCUCUGAUGGGCGAUGGUGGUGCGGUACAGGCUGCAACGAUCACCACAAAUGGAACCAACGGCGCAAGCACGUCAGCAAAUUUGACGAACGGCACGACAACACUAGCGGCACCGGUUGAGCCUACAGUAGAUCAGCGUGUCGAAAAGCUUAAGCAGCGGGUGACUGUGACGAAGGAGGGUAAGAAGCGCAUAGCGCCAAUGCUCGUGUCCUCGUCGUCUGGUAUUGGCGCAUCAUCAUUACCCCAGACCCAACUCAUUUCUGCAGCUGCCACGUCAAUUGGGAGAAGCGACAACCCACACAACGUUCUCGACCUAUCAAAGCCGUACGAUGGAUUCCCUAAGGGCGGCCUUGCGUCAAUGCUUGUCGGCAACAAGAGGAAAUUCGCAGAGAUCGAGGGCGAUGAGGACCGGCAGAUCGAGCGAAGGCUUGCUGCCACAGUUCGGCCUGGCGGUGCAGCAAUUGUGCUGAACAGCGAGAACGGCCUCGUACCGCCCGCUGCAGCUGCUUCAAAGACCAAUGAUCACGAGGUUCCGAAGGCUUUACGACCUGCGAUUGUCAACCCGGCCUUGAGCGUUAGCCAACUGAGGCUGUCUGUACCGAAGGUACGAAGUGUCAUUAUCCGCACAAUGGAUGGCAGCGAGCCACCACAACAGAACGGAGUGGAUCCGAACACAGGAAAAGCCGAGCUCUCCGACACUGUUAUGCUGGAGGCGCGAAACGCCACUGGCCCGUCAAGGACAGGUCGAUUCCAGGAUCACGAUCCUGUUAGGAUCAGCUGCACAAAGAAAGGUCAAGCGUUGUGGCAAGACUACCUGCCGAAGGCCGUCCUUCUCGUAACGGGCAACACGAACUUCUUUGCUGCGGCAUGCGAGGACGGCUCCGUUUAUGCAUGGUCUCCAGCGGGCUGUCGAACUCUGAACGCCAUGAUUCUGGAAGCACAGCCAGUAAUCAUGGACUGUCGCGGCUGGUGGCUGAUGGCCAUCUCAGCAGUCGGCAUGUGCUAUGUAUGGAACCUCAAGGACAUGUCUGCACGACACCCACCGAUCUCGAUUGCACCGAUUCUUGAUGUUGCAGCGCACUCACAGGGCCCUCAUCUAACAAGAUCUCCCGGCAUCGUGUAUGCUCGACUCAACACUAAGGGUAGGAUCGUCGUAGCCAUGUCGAAUGGCGACGGCUACACAUACAACCCAACCAUGUAUAUUUGGCAACGGAUAUCGGAGCCUUGGUUCGCAGUUGGGAGUCAGUACUGGAACACCACGGACUCGUCCCUCGGUAACAUCAAAUCAUCUAACGACGAGACUGCUCCGAAAGAGAAGGAUGAUCAAGUCUCGUUGGAAAAUAUUUCCGCCGGCAUCAUCCCAUCGCUAGAACGAAACACCACAAAUCAGUUCCUGCUGCAGGGCCGAGCAUUCUACCUUCAGCGGCUCAUAAAAGCGCUCAUCUCUGCCGAGGGCUACGAGACCUUCGAGAGUUGCGUCAGUGUGGCACAUUUGGAGAACCGGGUCGCCGCUGCAAAGACCCUGGGCGCACGGGAAGAGUUCAAGAUCUACCUCUCGAUGUACGUCAAGCGCAUUGGAGCAGAAGGCCUGAAGGGCAAGAUCGAGGAGCUUCUGCGGAGCCUCUCUGAUGACCUCAUCGCCGAAGACGAUGACGAGAGCAGAGACACGGAGAAGGCGGAUGGCACCAUUUGCGGCUGGACGAAGGAAGAGCUCCUUAAGGAAGCGGUGCUGAUUCUUGGUAAACAUCGCGACCUCCAGCGCAUCACUGUACCGUAUGCACGUCUUCUUGGUAUCGUCCACGAGAAUCAGCAGCAGGACGAGGCUAUGGUCACAGAUCUAUAG